Messenger RNA from Podarcis muralis (Common wall lizard), 10552 nucleotides. It is a transcript of the gene MLLT6, whose product is annotated as MLLT6, PHD finger containing. The record is from RefSeq and is a predicted model, not a curated record. Gene Ontology annotation, cellular component: nucleus. Gene Ontology annotation, molecular function: nucleosome binding; histone binding. Gene Ontology annotation, biological process: regulation of transcription by RNA polymerase II. Lineage: Eukaryota; Metazoa; Chordata; Lepidosauria; Squamata; Lacertidae.
UGCUUGCUUGAUCGCUCCAUAUUGAACAACGACCAAAAAAAAAAGGGGGGGAAGAAGGGAGGGUGGAAAUGUUGCUCGUGCACUUCAGAUGCCAGAUCCGUUCCCCUGGAUGAAGAGAAAGGAAAGGAAGAAAAGGCGGCGGUGGCGGGGGUGGGUGGGGGACCCCGAACACUUCAAUAAUUGCAAAAGGGAGCUGCUGGCGGGGGUGCGGAGGAAGGAAGCAGAAAAAUACCUCCCUCCCAAGUGAGGCAGCUGUUCCUGAACCUAAGACUUUGCAAGCGCGUGGAGCCAUGAUUGCUGGGUUGUGGGCUGUGUGCCGCCAAGGCGACGUUUUGUGCGUGUGUGCGUGAGUCUAGCGUGUGUGCAUGCGUGUGUGUGUGUGUGUGUGAGUGUGUGUGUUUGUGUGUAUGACUAGCAACCGCGUCUGCUUCAGCUCAAGCAAUGCCGCCGAUCUCCCGUUUGCAAAUAACAAUGUGGCAUUUUUGUCCUGCGGGGAGGCUCCGGAGUCCCCUUCUUUUUUUCCCUCCGCGGUCCUAGCAAGAUUGUUGUCUCUGAAAGGCGAAUCGGAGAGAGAGAGAGAGAGAGAGAGAGAGCUGGGGAGGGAAGGGGGGGGAGAGGAGGGAGAGAAACAAACCCGGAGAUUAUAAAAGAAGGAAGAAAAGGACGAGGAGUGACUGCGUGUUUGGAAACAACAACAUCACCAUCACCCCCAACGACAACAAACAGGAGGGUAGUAGGAGGAAACCAGCUCAGAAGAAACUUAUGGAAGAAUGAAGGAGAUGGUGGGUGGCUGCUGCGUUUGUUCCGAUGAGCGGGGCUGGGCUGAAAACCCCCUGGUGUACUGUGAUGGGCAUGGCUGUAACGUGGCGGUGCAUCAAGCAUGCUAUGGAAUUGUUCAGGUUCCCACUGGACCGUGGUUUUGUCGAAAAUGUGAAUCCCAAGAAAGAGCCGCCAGGGUGAGGUGCGAGCUGUGUCCCCACAAGGAUGGAGCAUUGAAGCGGACUGAUAAUGGAGGCUGGGCCCAUGUCGUCUGCGCUCUGUACAUCCCUGAGGUGCAAUUUGCUAAUGUUCUCACCAUGGAGCCAAUCGUCCUCCAGUAUGUACCCCACGACCGGUUCAGCAAGACUUGCUACAUCUGUGAAGAGCAGGGCAGGGAGAGCAAAGCAGCCUCUGGAGCUUGCAUGACUUGCAACCGUCACGGCUGUCGGCAAGCCUUCCAUGUCACCUGUGCUCAGAUGGCUGGGCUCCUGUGUGAAGAAGAAGUCUUGGAAGUCGACAAUGUGAAAUACUGUGGCUACUGCAAGUACCACUUCAAUAAAAUGAAGACAUCGCGCCAUUCCGGAGGUGGCUCUUUCAUUGCGGGAAGAAGGAGCCGGUCGGUGUCACCUACUCAAGAGAAGCAUGUUUCGCACCACGAGAAACCAAAGAAGAGUCGGAAGGACAAGGAAAGGCCUAAACAGAAGCACAAGAAGCAUUCGGAAUCACCCACAAGUCUCACACUGUCCUCCACUCCCAUUGUCACUGAAAAGCAGACUUCCACCAACCACCACGAGAGCAGUAAAGAAACCGCAGAGGUCAUUCGGUCGGAAGUGAAAGGCAAGAAGUCUUCAAGCCAUGGCACAAGCCACAAGGCCAAGAAGUCAGGAAGUGGGAAAAGCUCGACGGGUUUUGGCACAUCCUCUUCCAGUGGGACAUUUCCACCUGCAGGUACCUCAUGCAGCUCCUUGCCCUUCUCCCAGGACUUCGUAACCUUCCCAAAGCUGGAGCAGCAGCAGCAACAGCAGCCCGAGGAAGAGAAAUACCGCAAGCCUGUCUCUUCCUCCUCGUCUUCCGCUCAUUGCUCCCCGUUGUACGAAGGGCAGAAAAGCGACGUCUUUGAGCAAAAGGUGAUCUUCUCGGGUUUCGGGUCCAUCAUGCGCUUCUCCACUUCGGCCGUCAGCCAGCAGAGGGGGCACGACGCUUCCCCCGUAGACUACAAGGUCUCCAACUCUAUUGGGGGCACCUCUGGCGGAAGCGGCGGCAGCAGUGGCGGCAGCCACAAGCGGAUGCCGUCCCUCAACGUUGAGGAAGGAGAAGUCCUGAAGGAAAAAAAGCACAAAGCCAGCAAGAAAAGCAAACACGGGCCAGGGAGGCCCAAAGGGAGCAAGAACAAGGAAGUCCCAGGCGCCCAGCUGGUAGGAUCCACAGCUACGUCGUCUUCGCCCUUCUCCGGGGGGUCCCUGGUCAGCUCCAGCAUCGGAGGGUCCUCUCGGUCUUUCAGCCAUGCAGCUGCCCUUCCGAGCCUCAGUAUGGAAUCUCCGCUUCUGGGAUCAGGGAUCUACACAAGCAACAAAGAUCCGAUUUCGCAUGGAGGCGGGGUGCUCCGGACAGUGUGUAGCACUCCUCUCUCCUCCAGCCUCCUGGCUCAUCAAGGCACUUCGUCGCUUCCUCAGCUCACCCGCUCUCCCUUCGCUAGCGCCAUCCCAACCGCCUCUUCUUCCUCCGUCUCCACAACCCAGGUGUUCUCCCUGGCAGGAUCUACGUUCAGUCUCCCUUCCUCGCAUAUUUUUGGAAGCCCCCUCACUUCUGGGCUGUCGGUCAAUCCUCUCUUGAACCAAUCUGAAAGCAACCGGACAGAAGCAGAUUUGGAAGACUGUAAUUUUGUCUGCCGAGGGUCAUCACCACAAGAAAGUCUUUCUUCCAUGUCCCCCAUCAGCAGCCUCCCCACUCUCUUUGACCAGACAGUAUCAACGAGCAGCGGGCAGCUGGAAAACGUUCCCCAGGCUACACCCAACAUUGAGCAGCUCCUGGAGAAACAGGGCAAUGGAGAAGCCGGUGUUAACAUUGUAGAAAUGCUCAAGGCCCUUCAUUCGCUGCAGAAAGAGAACCAGCGCCUCCAGGAGCAGAUCAUGACUUUGGCGGCUAAGAAGGAGCGCCUGCAGCUUCUCAACGUCCAGCUCUCUGUCCCCUUCCCGGUGGUCACCACCAGCAACGGCCCUGCAGGCCAGGCCCAGUACAUCCUGGCCUCCAAUGCGUGCAACAGCGACUCGUUGAGUAUCAGCAAGAGCCCUCCUUGCAAGAACAGCUUUGGCAUCGAAAACUCGCUCUCCACUUCCUCCGAGGAUCCUCACUCCGGCUGCCCCAGCAGAAGCAGCUCCUCCCUCUCCUUCCACAGCACGCCUCCCCCACUGCCCUUGCUGCAGCAGAGCCCUGCCUCCCUUCCGAUGACGACUGGGGUGCAACAGCCACCGCCAGUGAACGGCUUGGCCAGGGCAAUGGGGACUGUCCACGGGGGAGGCGCCCCUGCCAAUCACAGCCUGGUGGACGGUUUACUUGGGAGCCUGGCGGGAGGGCAGCAGGUACCCAUCAACGGCAUCCUGGGAGGUCUGAAUGGAGCAGUGGCCACCCAGGCCCAGAAUCCCCUCUUGGUGCAAAGCAGUGGGCCCCCAAACCUGCAGCUCUCCAGCAGCCAAAGCAGCAUGGCUAGCACAAGCCAUCUAACUGAGCAGCAGCUCCUCAGCCAGCACGAGCUCCAGCUCCAGCAGUUGCAGCAGCUCCUGACUUCGCAGCCACUCAACCCGGAGCAGCAGGCUUUGGUAUUCCAGAUGAUUCAACAGAUUCAGCAGAAGAGGGAGCUGCAGCGGCUCCAGAUGGCCAGCUCCUCCCAGUUGUCCAUGACUGGCCUUGGGCCAGCUACCUCCACAUCCCUCCUUCACUCCAAUGCCCCUGCAGCUUCAGUUGCCAACAGUAACCUCCUGGCCUCCAUUUCCCCUCAGCAGCUUAAUCCAGCCAGUUCCUUGAUGGCUUCCCCAUCACUCAGCACCAGUGGGAACAGCCUGAUGUCAGCUGCAGCAGGGGUAACUAUCCCACCUGUCCUCACCGCACAAACCAACCCUUUCCUCAACCUGCAAGGUGACAACAGCAGCCAGAAGGGAAUGGGCAUGAACGAAAAGGGAGGUGCCCCAGUUCAGGACAAAGGUUAACUUGGGUGAUACCAGGCUGCUCUCUGCUAUAGGAAAGCAAUCUGUGCCUGAGCCACGGAUCCCGAGACGUAGAGCAACCACAUGCAAGACUUCAGAGGAAGUCUUCCUGCCAUGGGCAGAGCAGUGCCAAGCAAAGGUGCACCAGGAGUCUACGUUCCUCGGUUCUGAGCCCGUCGUAAUGAACCCUUCCAAAGGAGGCAGGUUGAGCGCAUAACACCCAGCUCCCUUGUCAGCUGUGUCUGCGAUGCCGCACUUAUUUCACAAGAAGUUGCACUCCCAAGGAGAAACGGUAAAGCAGUCUGCUGAUCAGAUACCUGAAGACACCCCCCUCGAGGGUAGGAUCAGCUAAUCGGACUGUGGCCACCUGGUCCUGGAAGGAAUGCUAUCUUUGCAGAGCAGGGCAUUUUCCAAACCAGGGAUAAGGAAUCCAGCAAGGCGCAAGGCAGCGGAAAGGUCCAGCUGCGGCAACAGGGUGGAGCUUUUGAGGUCUCUGAUGCACAAGAGGGUGAGAUUCGGAAGGCGUUACUUGGAAACCCCACGCAGGAAUCCUGUAGUGAGAGAGCCUGGAGGUCUUCAGAAGUGCACACGGAUGAGCCUUUCUUAGCGUUUCUGCUGGGAGAAAAAGCCACUCUGUUCUCCCAAAGCCAGGGGUCUUAAACACUGACCUGAAGGAAACAACCCCUCGCUUCCAUACUUGAGUAUGACCCUUCUCUUCCAUACCUUCAGGAGGCUUUGUUAGGUGCCCUGCAGUUAACAAGGCCAUUGCAAGCAAUCACCGCUCACCAUCAAGGUGCUUUCCACCCUCUCCAGAAAAGGACCUUUUCCUACUCGGUCAGACCAGCCACCCAAAGCCAACAGCAAAGAGGCAGGGUGGAGACUUCAUCUAAGGGCAGGAGCUGUUCCUUCCACCUCCAAAGCAGCUCCGUUCUGGUGAAGAACAUCUUCCAGCCCAGUCAAAAGCUCUAAGCUAAAUCAGGUCCUAGCUGACAAGAGCAUUGGUCUUCCCACCAGUGUGAGCCCUCGCCCAUCUCCAGGGAGUCAGCUCCAUUCUCCUUUAAGCAUUUUUAAAGGAUGUUGCGAUGAGGGGAAAUGGGGAUCCAAGUCAGAUAUCCUGAGGAAUCCCACCCAGACUUGCCUCCAUGGCACAUCCCAGCCAUCUCUUCCAAUUUGCACUAUUUUCAAAUGGUGCUGGGCAUGUGAUGAUGACCACAGGAAUGGCCACUGCUGUUCAAAUUCAUCUCCCCCCUCCCCUGUGUGUUUUUUGCUUUUGUUUCUUCUUUUUCUUUCCCCCCUUUUUGAAAAAUACCUGCCCCACAGAUGAGUUGGGUGCUUGAAGUAAGGGGGCGGGGCGGGGAGAGAAAUCACAGCAUCUUUUCAAGAUUUCAUCCUUUGGUUUGUUUUGUUUCACGUAAACAGAUGUACCUGGCUCCACAUUUUGUGUGUGUGUGUGAAUGUGCUGUAGGGGUUUGGUGUGUGGGGUUGUUGUUUUUUUUUAAUUUGUUCAACAGAAAACUACUGGAAACUGACAAGAGCAGCAGCUUUUCCACAUGGAAACCAGGCAGCUUCUCAUCAUGGCAGCUUUGGCACUAAUUAAGGAGCAGCUAGAAAAUGGAAUGAUGCUUGACAUUUCCCCCACCCUUUCAGCAGAGCGUUCACAGACAGAAAUACCCAUCAACAUUAUGCACUUACUGCUUGGACAGCAGACUCCUCUUUGAAAGGCAUCCAGGCCAGCACUUCUGCCACAUUCCAGUUCAGAUUUGUCCUUCACUGUCAUUCUGGUGUGGAUCUUCUUGGCUCUUGUUCAACUGCCCAACUGUGGCCUUGGAUCGCUGGUGUUUUUUUGUUUUGUUUUAAAUUGUCUGUUUUUUAAGAAAGCAAUUGCACAGAUCAACUGUUUGAUUCAGAGUUGGAAGUCGGGGAAGGAUCACAUCCAGCCCCUUGCCGCCCCCAUUCCUGUAAACAACUGGUUGGUGUUGUCCUCAGUCUCCUGUUGGGAAUCCGUGGUGCCACCAGGCAGCUGGAUUGGGGAAAGAGAUGCUUAGCCAGCACCUGCAGAGUUCCUCAUCCAGCCACACCAGUGGACUUUUGCCCUUCUAACUGGUUUGCGGUGGUAUAUUCUUCCCAGCCAUACUAACUUUCCUCUUCCUGGAAUUGCAGGUUUGACUUUUUAAAGUUUCCUGCCAAUAAAUGCUGGAUUUGCACAAUUGUUACCCACAUACCCACGGACUCCCAACUAAAUUUGAUUCAAUAUGCAGGGGGGAGGCAGGAGGAAAGUACCCUGAGGUGGGUUCCUGAAGUGGCCACGUGGAACUUCCCCUAAAAGAAGGCAAGUUGAAGAAGCACACAGGUGAAAAUAGGCAGAUGGGAAAGGGCAAGUUCACAAUUGGGAAUGGUUUGGAGAAGGGGACUCUGUAAGCAGAGGAGGGAAGGGCCAGGGCAUUGGCUGGGCAGGAAGGCAGCACAAGGCUUUGUGCAUAACGGUUGGGAGAGAGAGACCUGUACCUCUCUAGUGAUGGCACAAAUACACAACAGUACAAGAAAAAAACAUGGUUCCCAACCCCUGGUUCCACUCCUAACAGUGAGGGAGGUGGGGCAUAUGCAAAAACAACCAAGCAGAAACAUGAGCUUUUUUCUCUUUAGUGCUUUUCUCCCAGUAGGGCUCUGAGGCCAGAAGAAGCCCGACUGCAGAGAAAAUCAGUGGUGUGUGUGUGUGUGUGUGUGUGUGUAGCAUAACAUAUGAAUGGAUGAGUUGGCAGGCAUGAGAAGGCUUAAGCAGCCCUCUCCUGCUUGUCCACCCUACCCUGAAUAUGCCUCCGCCACCUACCCCUGCAUUUGUGUUAACUAGCAGGCACAUGCUUGGGAAAUGCGUGCCAGCAGACUGGCUGGAGACUGACCCAUUUCAUGGUAGGUAGAUUUGGGGUUCACACAUCAUCACACGCGUGUGCAGUGGGGGAGAGAAUCCCACAAACCUUCAAGGGUUGCGUUCUGAAAUCUCACCCUCCACUAUCUCCUUGCUGCCCACUAGCGGUUUUGUGGGGAUAUAUUUGUCCUCAAAAUCCAGUCCCAGCCCUGUCUGGUCUCCUUGACUAGGGGAAUGCUAUGUGCUAUGUGCCCAGUCCAACCCACCAGGCAUGCUUUGUGGCUUCAAAGACUCACCUAGAAGUAAGGAAGUGUGGGGGAUUUUAUCAAGUCUUAGGCGGGCUGCCAUUCAUCUGGAAUAAUGCCCUAAAAACAAUUAUGCUCUGGAUUGCAUCUGAAAGGAGCUAGUGAGUGGAAAGAUGGUUUGGGCAGCUGGCAUUCAGUUUAGGAUGCUGCGGUGAGCAGUAGUAGUGAGCUUGUCCAGGCAGGCAAAAGUUUUAUCUAAAGAGAGGUCAAUGCAGGAAAUUUUGUGGGGAAGGAGGACAUGCACUCAAGUAUGCCAGUUCUGUCCAUUAGGCCACCACAAAUCAUGCAGCCUCCCUCCCGAGUCCCAAAGAAAAGAACUGGCAAUAGCAUGUUCAGGUCAAACAGCAAUGCCUGAAUGAUGCACACAACUCUGUGCAAAUGUAGCAGCUUGCUUACUGGUGCUACUUAUCCUAGGAUGCUCCUGUGAGCUAAGAGAUGGUGAAGGGUGUACUUAGGGUGUAUAUUCCACACAUCUAUGAUCUGGCAAAAAGUUGUGGCAGUCUUUAAAAAUUUAGGGCAUUUUUCUUUAAGUCACUAAGCAGAUGGUAGAUCAGAUGAACUUAAAUAUGGAGGAGAGGCAGAGAGCUCACCUGAAACAGAGGGAAAUGCAAGGUGAGUUAUUCAAUCAGAGUUUAAUUUGUUGUUCAAUGGGUCUGCCAAAAGAGUUAGAACAGGGGUGUGGAGGAGUUGGGCCGCCCACUUUGUGGGGGGAAACACCAUCUUGACUCCUCAUUUUAAAGUCCAUCUGCUCUCAGCCCUGGUUGUGAAAAAAUACUUUCCAGUUUUCUCAUCUUGCAUAAUCUAUUGAAGUUGCAGGGUCAUGCUGGCCAGACUCUUUUUAUCUAGGGAAAUCACCCAUCUUGGAAGUGUGGUUAGAUCUGGAAAUCUGACUGGAAAAAAGCUUACUGGCUUCACCAAACGUUUGGAUCGGAAUAGAUCUCAAGCUAAAAUUUAGACAGUCAGUAGAGAGAGAAUGUGUAGGUGCAAGAGGCUUGGGGGAUAUGGGAGGAAGCACUUAUUUCUGGAAUCAUCCAAAUGCACCUGCUCUCUUUUAAAAAUGGCAGCUAUCACCUCCACCCUGUCUGUUUCAGCCACAAUGUUUCCUCCUACAAAACUUACCAGUUUGGGACAUGACUUUCUAUCAAGAGUUAUGAAGGCAUUCUGACAGUGGUUGGAGAACACAGCCAUCGUGGUAGUCAUUGAAAGCCUCAUCUUCCAUAAGUUUCCCUAGUCCUCCUUUAAAGUCAUCCAAGUUGGUGGCUCUCAGUCCAUCUUAUCACAGAUCUCCAGCGUUUCGUGUAGUUUGGCAGUUUGUUAGGUUUGGCUGUGAAGAAUAAAAAAUGCUUCAGCCUUUCCUCAGAGGGAAGGUGCUCCUGCAGCCGAUCAGUUGUCCUUACUGCACCUUUUCCAGCCAAAGCACCUGUCCAACAAACUUGGGAGUUCAGGAACAGUGUCCCAGGAAUGAAACUGACUUGAAAUCCCAUUGGGGUUUUUAAAGCAGAGGUUGGGUGGCUACCUGUUAUGUAUGAUUUAAUUGAAAUUCCUGCUUUGCAAGGAGUUGGACUAGAUGACCCUCAGGGUCCCUUCCAACUCUACAAUUCUGUGACUCCAUGAUUCUAACACAGGCAUUGAGGUCAACGCAAAAAAAUUGUAUGUAAGGCAGACUAGUUGUGGUGCUUUGAAAAAGCACUGGGGCAAGAGCACUGGAGUCUCUUCCUUGGCAGGAAGAGGACAAAAAAAUUGGAGGAGGAAAAGGAGUAAUCUCCACAUUUGGUUGCACUGGGGUAUAUUUCUUUAUACCCAUCUUUUGAUGCUAAUGUCUCGUUUUAGUACCUUGCCUGUGCCUAACACCCCUCCCCUCCUUGGUAGUUGUUAUUUUUAAUUAAAGAGGAAAAGAUGUAUAUAUAUAUUUUGGCAAUUAAGGUAAUGUAGCUAAGAUAUAUUUUUUUCAUACUGCUUCACUGUUCUUUAUUAUAAUAAUUAAUAAUAAUUAAUAUCAAAGACUUUAAGAAACUAAAACAAUUGGGGCUUUCCCCCUUCAAAUUUAACUAAGCAUAGAGUGAUAUCAUGGGUGGGAAAUUUUCUCCUUCCCCUCUCCCCACACUGGGUGUCCUUCAAAUGUUCUUGGAACACAACUCCCAUCAUUUCCUGACUGUUGGCCACGUUGCUGGGGAAGAUGGGAGUUGGAGACAAACAACAUCUGGAGGGGACACAGGGCAGCCCCCCCCCCCAUUUUAAUGCAAGCACUGAUCAAGGCGUUGGGUUUCGCCAGCCAGGCCAGAAUGGCCCGUGUGAGAAAACGUCAGCAGAAUGUGCGCUUAGAGAAGAAAGGGAAUACUGUAAUGGGAACGAGCAUUUCCGGAGUUCCUCAAUAGAGGGCAGUGUGCUAAAGCAGGAGUGGAAUAUCUGUGGGCCUCCAGGUGUUGCGACUGGGGCUCUCGGAGCUUGGCAACAUCUGGCGAGCCACAGGUUGCCUUUUCUUGCGUUGAGCCGUGGAAAGCAGAAGUGACGUUUUUAAAUAAAUAAAUAAAUAAUGACCAAAAGUUAUUCCAGUGCAUUUUGAGCUGGCAAGGCUUUUCACGAGGGAACUAUAAAUUUACUUUAUAUUUUUUAAAAGGUCCUCCAUAUAAGCAGUCCUUUUUAAAAUAACCCACUUGUAUUUCUUUUCUGCAAGCAGAUACAAUCUUCCAGGUGGAAAGGCGCAUUUACAACUUUAAAACUAUGUACACCUCUGUGAAGUUUAAAAUUAAAGGCUGUACCCAUUGCUAACCAAAGAAGGAAGAAAAAAAAUCAUUAAGAGAUAAAGAGAUGUUAUAGUUUUGGGGUAUCGGUCAUCCUUGUUUCUAUUCUGUAUAGUUGUGGUGUGCUUCUUGCUAUGUAGACAUUGAGUCCACUUCCAGGAGACAGCCUUUUCUCCCCAGCUAUGGAAUACUCUCCCAGGAGACAUAGGAAGCAAAAAUAGCUGUGUUGUUGGUCCAUAAACUGCCAAAAUCCGCAGUUGGUAAAUGCUUUUAUAAGGCCCAUACUAAAAUGUCACAAAAUAGUAACCCGUUCUCCAGAAUACUUCAUCAGGCAAGAUGUUACCCGAAGCAGGAGGUUCUUCUGAGCUUCCUACUAAGUUAUCUUUCAGGGCCAGGCAAAACCUUUUUAACAAUUGGGAGUUCCUAUUUAAAUUGCUUCUAUGCUGCUUCUAUAACGCUGUUGUCUGUUUAUUCAUUCCGAUGGUGCUGUACUUUUAUUGAUUGUAUUCUGUUGUAUUUAUGUGGUGUCACACUGCCCUGAUACAAGGAGGUGGGGGAGGUCUUCUGGGCGGGCAGGAUAUAAAUUCUUCUACAAAUAAAUAAUUUCCAGCCUUGCCAACUGGAAAUGGUAGAUGACUUUUGGAUCACUUUUUAAAAUAAAAGAUUCUUUUUCAAUACACCUUU